This is a messenger RNA of Dipodomys ordii (Ord's kangaroo rat), 4446 nucleotides long. It is a transcript of the gene Dnajc6, whose product is annotated as DnaJ (Hsp40) homolog, subfamily C, member 6. Gene Ontology annotation, cellular component: vesicle; intracellular membrane-bounded organelle; cytoplasm. The record is from RefSeq and is a predicted model, not a curated record. Gene Ontology annotation, molecular function: clathrin binding; phosphatase activity. Gene Ontology annotation, biological process: clathrin-dependent endocytosis; dephosphorylation; synaptic vesicle uncoating. The coding region runs from base 242 to 2986 and encodes 914 amino acids. NCBI's taxonomy places the organism in Eukaryota, Metazoa, Chordata, Mammalia, Rodentia, Heteromyidae. The transcript is spliced from 20 exons.
CGGGGUUCCUCCAAGAGCUGAUCUAAUCCUCUGGAUGUGUCAGGACAGUGGAAGGAAAGCAUAAGCAAAAUUAUAACCCGCACACCCGAGUUGCAUGCAAUUAUCAGAGCCUGGGUGCUCCUGCGUUGAGGGACUUCGCCCCUGAGACCGCUGACUGUCUGUGAAUGACAAAUCAGAAGUCAGGGUUACAGAAUCGACUGGACUUUUCCUGCUCAUUUGCAGCAAAAGGAAGAAGCAGAGAAUGAAAGAUUCUGAAAAUAAAGGUGCCUCAUCUCCAGACAUGGAGCCCAGCUAUGGGGGAGGCCUCUUUGACAUGGUGAAAGGUGGUGCAGGGAGGCUUUUUAGUAACCUAAAGGACAACUUGAAAGACACCCUCAAAGACACAUCUUCUAGAGUCAUACAAUCUGUCGCCAGCUACACAAAGGGAGAUUUAGACUUCACUUAUGUUACCUCCAGAAUUAUUGUGAUGUCCUUUCCUCUGGACAGUGUUGACAUAGGAUUCAGGAAUCAGGUUGAUGAUAUUCGGAGCUUCUUAGAUUCCAGACAUCUGGACCACUACACAGUCUACAAUCUGUCACCCAAGUCUUACCGAACUGCCAAGUUUCACAGUCGGGUCUCAGAAUGCAGUUGGCCCAUUAGGCAGGCCCCAAGUCUGCACAACCUCUUUGCUGUGUGUAAGAAUAUGUAUAACUGGCUGCUACAGAAUCCCAAAAAUGUCUGUGUUGUCCACUGCCUGGAUGGACGGGCAGCGUCAUCUAUUCUGGUUGGUGCUAUGUUCAUUUUCUGUAAUCUCUACUCCACUCCUGGCCCUGCUGUUCGAUUGCUCUAUGCAAAGAGACCUGGAAUUGGACUCUCACCAUCCCACAGAAGAUAUCUGGGCUAUAUGUGUGACCUACUAGCAGAAAAACCCUACCGUCCACACUUCAAGCCUCUCACUAUCAAGGCGAUCACUGUCAGUCCAAUUCCUUUUUUCAACAAACAGAGAAAUGGAUGUCGCCCUUACUGUGAUGUGCUGAUUGGAGAAACCAAAAUAUAUUCAACUUGCACAGAUUUUGAACGAAUGAAAGAAUACCGUGUUCAAGAUGGAAAAAUCUUCAUUCCCUUAAACAUUACUGUACAAGGAGAUGUGAUUGUUUCCAUGUAUCAUUUGAGGUCCACCAUUGGGAGCCGGCUGCAAGCUAAGGUGACCAACACACAGAUAUUCCAGCUCCAGUUUCAUUCUGGAUUCAUACCACUGGAAACGACUGUUUUAAAGUUCACCAAGCCUGAGUUGGAUGCAUGUGAUGUACCAGAAAAAUAUCCUCAGCUAUUUCAAGUGACAUUGGAUGUCGAGCUACAGCCCCAUGACAAAGUAAUAGACUUAACUCCACCAUGGGAGCAUUACUGCACAAAAGAUGUCAAUCCGAGCAUCCUCUUCUCUUCUCACCAGGAGCAUCAAGAUACUCUGGCCUUAGGAGGACAGGCUCCGCUCGACGUCCCUCCAGACAACCCCAGGCAGUUGGGACAAGGUGGUUUCUUUGCUUCUCUCUGUUGGCAAGAUCAGAAAUCAGAGAAAGCAUUGUGUGAGGAGGACCACGCUGCCCUAGUGAACCAGGAAAGCGAGCAAUCGGACGAUGAACUUCUGACCCUUUCUAGUCCGCAUGGCAACGCCAACGGCGACAAGCAUCAGGGAGCCAAGAAGGCCAGUGGCAAGCAGCAGGAGCCAGCUGCCCCUCCGGCUCCCGAGGAGGAGGUGGACCUUCUGGGCCUAGAAGGCUCGGAUAUGAGCAAGAACUUCUCUCCCCCAUUGGCUCCUCCCACGAAUUCCGAACUCCUGAGCGACCUGUUCGGAGGCGGAGGCGCCGCUGGGCCUGCCCAGGCUGGACAGUCAGGGAUGGAAGACGUGUUUCAUCCUAGCGGUCCUGCAUCCGCCCAGUCCACGCCACGCCGCACCGCCACCUCGGCUUCUGCAUCGCCGACCCUUCGAGUGGGAGAAGGUGCUACCUUUGACCCAUUUGGAGCACCUUCUAAGCCAUCAGGUCAGGAUCUGCUGGGUUCUUUUCUGAGCACAUCUAAUGCCUCCAGUGACCCCUUUCUACAGCCUACUAGAAGUCCUUCACCCACAGUGCAUGCUUCCAGUACUCCUGCUGUGAACAUUCAGCCAGAUGUUUCUGGAGCUUGGGACUGGCACGCCAAACCAGGAGGUUUUGGGAUGGGGAGCAAAUCUGCUGCCACCAGCCCCACAGGAUCCUCGCAUGGCACGCCCACCCAUCAGAACAAGCCCCAGACGCUGGAUCCUUUUGCUGACCUCGGGACACUAGGUAGUUCUUCAUUUGCCAGCAAACCCACCACACCGACUGGACUAGGUGGAGGAUUCCCACCUCUCAGCUCGCCCCAAAAAGCAUCUCCCCAGCCCAUGGGUGGAGGGUGGCAGCAGGCUGGGGGCUACAACUGGCAGCAGUCACAGCCUAAGCCACAGUCCAGCAUGCCACACUCCUCCCCCCAGAACCGACCCAACUACAACGUGAGCUUCUCAUCCAUGCCUGCAGGCCAGAGUGAACGAGGGAAAGGAUCCACUAAUUUGGAAGGGAAACAAAAAGCAGCUGACUUUGAAGAUUUACUUUCAAGUCAAGGUUUUAAUGCCCACAAAGACAAAAAGGGGCCUCGAACAAUAGCAGAGAUGAGAAAGGAGGAAAUGGCUAAGGAAAUGGAUCCUGAGAAAUUAAAGAUCCUGGAAUGGAUAGAAGGUAAAGAGAGAAAUAUCCGAGCACUUCUUUCCACAAUGCAUACUGUGCUGUGGGCUGGGGAGACUAAGUGGAAACCAGUUGGAAUGGCAGACCUGGUAACGCCGGAGCAGGUGAAGAAGGUGUACAGAAGGGCGGUGCUGGUCGUGCACCCAGAUAAAGCUACCGGGCAACCCUAUGAACAGUACGCCAAGAUGAUUUUUAUGGAGCUAAAUGAUGCCUGGUCUGAAUUUGAAAACCAAGGCCAAAAGCCCUUGUAUUAAUUUGUGAGCCUUUCUAUCUCCACUACAAAACUGUGCUAAUGCUUAGUGUGUAUUACAAUUCUGAGGUUUUCACAGAUGAACCAAAAAUUUCAGUAAUGUAUCUCCAGUACUAAACUGUUAAAUUACUUGUGGAUUAAUUUCUCACAGGAAUGUGGAUGUUUGAUUCCUCCAAGUCCCUGCCAUAAAAGAUUGAAAGCAGGGGAGGAACUUGUGGGGAGAUGACGGUGCUGACAUGCAACAUUCCAGCCUGUCCUGUGGGGAGCCUACUCAGCAUCUUGCCUGAGAAUAUGGGAAAUUGAGGCCGCCAAAGGUGAAGGCAUGACAUCCAUUUUAUUCUCUGAGGAUAUGAUUAAUCAUCGAGAGUUACAGUAAUAGGAUUACGUGAUGGUUUUUAAGAAUGGUUUGGGAUUUUUUUGAAAGAUAUAACUUGAGUCAUAGCUUUACACAGACAUCAUUUACACAGAACAUUACCAUCAAGUAUUUGUUUUUUUUAAUGAAAUGUACCCUAGCCUUGAGGAUAAUACUGUGUAUGUCUUGAUCAGUAGCACUAAUUAACAGAAAAGAAAUUUGGAUUGUGGGAAGUGCUUAUGCAAAUGCCCAGGGAUUUUUGUGUGUUCUUCCUGGAUAAGGUAAAAAACUAAAGCAAAUGCUGGCUAAAGAAAAUAGGAACUCUGAAGUUGUGGAAAUCUUGGGUCAGGAUGUUGAGAUGCUACUUUCUUUUAGAAAACUAGGAUUGGUGAAAGAAAAACUCUUAAUACCAUAACUCUGAACUGGAUUCAAAGGCUAUACCAAGUUUUUAACCCUUCCUUUUGCUUAUUUAAAAAUGCUCUUUGCUGGCAAUAUGUUGUGAAGCAGUUUGGUCCUUUUACAGUUUGUCAAGACCAAGAGCUAACCUGGAUUCAGUGCUCUGUAGUUUGUGAGUGGUUAAGACCAUAGAAGAUGCACAGAUCUUCAGGAUCCCUCAUUUACAUUGAGGAGCUAGGUCCCCUCCCUCCCAGUGAGUCUGGAGCCCCUGGAUUAUUUCCAUGGGUUUAUUGGUGUGAAGUAGUUGGAGGUCUAUAGGAACAGCAGUCAUGUUAAGAACCUUCAAUUGGUUUCAGUUCAGUGUUUGGCUGGUUCUCAUUUUGAGGAGUAAGUAGUUUGCUAUUUUGUGGCUUUAGCAGACCUCCUAUUGAACAUAUAGACAAUGUGCAUAUAACAUGUGUAUAUAUAUUAUUUAAUAUACACAUAUUAUAUGCACACACAGAGCAGGUGGCCAAAUAUAUUUUCAUGCUAAUAGGCAGAGGUUCAUACUCAAUAUUUGUUAAAGCUUUCAAAAGACAAUCAUUUUUGUUUCUGUUUCAAUUUUCUUGUGGCAAACUGUACCAGAAAAGCAGCAUGUCAAAAAACUUUAGGUUCUAUUUAGGUCUCUCUCUCUUUCUCUCUCUCUUUUUCUCUUUCUCUCUUCCUCCCCCCUUUCU